This is a messenger RNA of Dromiciops gliroides (monito del monte), 9243 nucleotides long. It is a transcript of the gene ANKRD26, whose product is annotated as ankyrin repeat domain 26. The record is from RefSeq and is a predicted model, not a curated record. Bases 1563 to 8534 code for a protein of 2323 amino acids. NCBI's taxonomy places the organism in Eukaryota, Metazoa, Chordata, Mammalia, Microbiotheria, Microbiotheriidae. Gene Ontology annotation, molecular function: protein binding. The transcript has 40 exons.
AAGAACUAGGUUCAAAUUUGGAAGAGACCUUAAAAAUCAUGGGAGUCUAGCCUUACAAUCAGUAUAAAAAUUGUUUCUGCACCAUAGACAGUUUCUACUUGAAAGGAAUUGUCUCACAAGCAGUUCAUUCCUUUGCUAUACAUUUUUUCCUUAUACAAGUCAAAACCAGGCUCCUUUCAUCAUUAGUCUUAGAAGUUCAUUCUAGAAAUAUCCAAGUCUACAUAAUGGCCCUUCACGUAUUUGAAAAUGGAAUCAUCUUUCCUUAGUCAUUCUUAGUUCAUCCAUAUCUCCUCUCUGAAUUCAUCAAUGUCCUUCCUAAUAUGUGGCAUCCAGGACUAAACACAAUACUUUGGACAGGGUCCCAUUGGCACAGAGUUGAAUGGGACGAUUAUCCCCUAUGAUCUUAACACUAUUAUUCUAUUACUAUAGACUUAGGGUGUUUGACUCAUUUAGCAACUUAGGAUCAACUAAAACUGCCUUUUUUUUUUCCCCUCGGGGCAAUGAGGGUUAAGUGACUUGCCCAGGGUAACACAGCUAGUACGUGUCAAGUAUCUGAGGGCACAUUUGAACUCAGGUCCUCCUGAAUCCAGGGUCGGUGCUUUAUCCACUGGGCCACCUACCUAGCCCCAAAACUGAUUUAUCUUUUCCCAAUGAACUGCUGUUAACUCCUUCCCACCAUUAAUAACAGCAUCAGUACAGGGAUUUAAAUUCUGUAGAGGCUGGCCUUGAACACAGGUCGGCUUCCCUUUGCCAGGCUCCCUUUCCCAUGUAAGUCAUUCCUAGCCUGUCCUGAAGGCAAUAAGGGGGAAGGGAGAAUCAGAAGAAAGAGGAGCUUCGGCCGCAUCCCAGGGGAUCCAUCAAGGCUCCGUGGUACUUGUUUCCAGCCUGAGAGCCUUCAGUUUCUUGGAAUUAAGGGCUGAAAGAGGCGGGAGAUUAUCUCGUACAACAAUGAGAAUUAUCUAGUACAACGCUGAGGUUCGGAGAGGAAGGGCAUCGCCCAUCGUCACAAAGGUACAUAACCAACAAGGCGGGGGGGGGGGGGGCCGACAUUCGAUCCUCCGAAUCCAGAUCCAGCACGCUUCCCACAAGGCCACAUCUAGUCUCCUUUCCUCCUGGCGCGACCCCAUCUCCGCCCCGCCCCUAUGAGUCCCGUUUCAGCGCAAGAUUCGAAAGAAACUAUGGCACGGGAAGCGGCCAGUUUACAGUUCACCCAGGCUAGCGAUCUUGAGCCUUGCACCCCAACCACAGAGAGUUAACCGCCCAGGCACAUGCGCACUCAAUCGUGCAUGACUUUACCUUUGGGCCCAUGCGCGUGACCCGCGGGUCUGACAAACGCAUGCGCAGUUCACUCUCUCUCCCCUAGUUGCCAGGGCUGCAAUCGUCUCUAGGGUUGAAUUGGUCAUAACUGCUGUUCUCUCCCGUAUCUCUAAACCUCCGGCCUCCAGUUAUUGGAGUUUUCCCCCUUAAAUUCUGGAGCGGAGGCGAGGGCCCGGAGAAGGCCGAGAGGCCAAGGGAGGAGCUCCCACAAGCUCUCUCUACUGGCUCUGAAGCCCGCCACCAGGAUGAAGAAGAUUUUCAGUUUUGGUAACAAGAAAGGGAAUUCUCCGAGUCGCAACGCCUGUGCCCUGCGGAGGGACUGCGGGGUCCGAGCAUCUGGCCCCAACGCUGGAUACUUCAUCAGGGACAAGGACCUCGGGAAGCUGCACAAAGCUGCCUCCAACGGGGAUGUGGCGAAGGUGCAGCAGCUGCUGCUGUUAAAUAAGUACGACCUGAACGAGCCAGAUAAAAUGAACCGGACACCUUUACACCUGGCCUGUGCUAAUGGAUAUCCAGAUGUUGUGUCUGUUUUAGUACAGAGAAGAUGCCAACUAAACAUACGUGACAAUGAUCAUCGAACACCCUUAAUUAAGGCAGUACAGUGUCAGCAGGAGGAGUGUACAAGAAUCUUGCUUGAACAUGGUGCAGACACUACUCUUACGGACAGCAACAAUAACACUGCACUUCACUAUGCUGCCUCUGGUCUGAACAAAGGCAUAGCAGCAAAGCUGCUUAAAAGUAAAACUGAUAUUGAAGCACAGAACAAGGACGGAUAUACACCACUUUUGCUUGCUAUUACAGAAAAUAACCAUGAUAUGGUAGAAUUCUUCUUAAAGAAUGGAGCAAAUGUGAAUGCCUCAGAUAAUUCUAAAAGAACAGCCCUCAUGAUUGCUGUCAGUGGUGAACCAACAGGCAUAGUCAGUCUUCUUCUUAAAUAUGAUAUUGAUUUCUCUUUGCAAGAUAUAUAUGGAUGGACAGUUGAGGAAUAUGCUGUUGUCAGUGGUUAUCCUAUUCAUCACCAACUAAUUACUCGAUGUGAAACACGGAAGGAACUUACUCAACUCCCUUCACCCCAUAUCAGCAUUUCAGAAAGGGCUUCUGAUAAAGGAUUUAUUUUGGGUGCACCUGCCAUGGACAAAGAAGAAAUACAGGAAUCUCCAGUGGAGAUUCAUCAGGAACAGGAAUCAUCAGGAACAAGAAUUUCAGGGAAAGUAGUGGAAGAAAGUUCCCCAGAAGAAUCUAUAAGCAGACUCUCUAACAAACCAGGGGCUGAUGAUUCCUGGCCAAGCACAGAUGAAGAAGGUUUAGAUUUUAGUACUAAGAACCUCCCCAACUCAAACUUAACCAAAAUAAUAAGUGCUUCUCAGCAAAUAAGGAAAAACAUAGAUGAAAAGAGUAGCACUGUCAAUACAGAACAUAGAACUUUGCUUGGACACAAUCAAUCAGAUAGUGAAAAAGAAGAUAUGACAGAUUCCCUUCCUAAGCCUUCAUCCCAAGCCCAGUGCUCCCCUCAUCCUGUCUAUCCCUCACCUGGCUCCUUUUCAAAGUCUUCCCACAUGAUGUCUACUCUGGGCAUUAAUAAGAAAGAAUCAGAGAAGGAAGAAAAGGAAGAUUGUUUAUUAAUUGACAGUGGUACUAGAGAACAAAAACCUUGUGAACCUUCAGAUAUUCCCAAUGAACUUCAGGCUCACAGUACAACAGAGAAGUGUGCUGUUAGAAAAGAUAUGAUUGCAGAAUUAGGAUUGGAAGAGGGAGAAGAUACAGAAUCACCUUGGGAUUCAGAGUAUGCCUCUGAAAGUCUCCCCAAAGGAUCUGCCAGACAUAUCUCUGGAACUACAAAUCAAACAAUACAAGACAGUAUUGAGUCAAUAGAUCAACUCGAAGAUGUAUUUUAUAUACCUUCUUUCAUAAAUGGAUCAAGAAACUUUAAAAUGGAUAAACUAUUGGAUACAAGAAGUAUAGGCAUACCAGUAGGCAACAUGGACUUCUCUAAGAGACAUCCUAAUCUGAAGUCCAUUCAACCCAUGAUUGGAUUGAAAGAUUCUUUCACAAACCAAGAAGUAGGAGAAAGAGUUAAGGAAAAACAAAAGUCAUAUGUAAUAGAAGAAUUUGGUUUAGAUGAUGCAGAUGACAUUGAUGAUAUUUCUAAUUGGGAUUCUACCAGUAUUUCUCAGAAAAAUGAGAGUUACAGAAGUUCCAAGGAUUUGAAUUUUAAUGGAAAUUAUCCUUGCAAAUCACUGUCACUGACCAAAAAUCAGUCAGGAUCCACGGAGUUUGGAAAGAUUCCUUUAAAAGAAGAUGAAGUAGCUGAAGCGGAAGCAGAAGCGGAAGCUGGGACUGGGCCUGAGACUGGGUUUAGGGUUGUGAUUCUAGUAGAAAAACCAGUCCCCCCGAAGCAGUGUGAAGCACAGCUCCCUCUCGAAAAAGAAGAAGGUAAAAAAGAUUUGACACAAGAAUUGGAAUUUAAAGGAUCAUCACAGGAAAGCCAAGAAAGUUUUGAUAAAAGUGACCAGGAACAGGAUAAAGUUACUUUAGAAACAGCCAACAUACCAGAACAAACAGAACCUAAGAAACAAGUUAAGCCGCUUAGUUUUCCACUUUUGUAUCUGAAAAGAAUGUCUCAAGGACUAGAACUCAAUGAGGAAUCUAAUAGUGAUGAUGAGCAUUUACAUUCAGAUCCAAAUUGGGAAGAAAGGUAUGAAAAAAUGUGGGUUGAAGAGGAGAAAAUGGAAGUCAAAAAGAAUUUUAAAAUCAUUACAACUGAGUUAAAGCAGAUGUUUGGUGAAAUUUAUGAAAAGGACAAAAUUUCCGAUCAGCCUACAGAGAAACUACAAGAAAAGGAACUACAAGAUGGCUUUGAAGAGGAAUCAAAACAAUUACAGGAAGCAUCCCCUAGUUUGGCAAAUAACUCAAAUGAUGCUGAGGAAAAAGAGAAAUUUGGAGGCCCUCUCAAUGUAGAAGUGCAGUCAUUUCCUAAACAAAGUGAAUAUGGUCUGGAAAAUGCCACUUUACAGAAUUUAAAGCUCACUUUCCAAGAAAAUGUUCUUCAAUCAUCUUCUAAUCUAUGCUCAGAAAGUAGCAAUCUACUCCAUAAGAAUGAUAAUAAGCCAGAAAUUAAACGUACUUGCAAUGUAAAUGAAAAGGAUGUUGCUCAUGAUACAGAAAAUAUAAAAAUAGUUGACUCAAAAAUAGCUGUAAAUGAAAAGAAGGAAGAUGAAACAUUUGGUAUGCAAAUGGCAGAAAGUCCGAAUAGAAAUACCACAAAUUUGCAACCAGAUUCAGGACGUUUGCUACAAUCAAGUGCUCUGGGAAGCCAUUUUGGUGUGCGGCUUACACGCUCUGCUGAUAUGAAAUCAAUCAUCCAAGAAAAAAAGGCUAAACUUAGUACUUCAACAAAAUUUAAGGAGAAAACAAAACUAAAAGAAAACAUAUUCCAGAAUAGUGAUCACAAUGCCAAUAACUCUACAAAUGAGCUAAGACAUUGGAGACACUCCCUUCCAUAUAGUGACAAAAUAUCAAAACAGCAUCUGGAUACAGAAUUAAAGCAAGAUAUGCAAAGAUUUAAAAAUGAGUUAGGAGUGUUGCAAGUAGAGUUCCUGGCUUUGGAGAAAGAAAAAAUACAACUACAAAAAGAGGUUGAAGAGGAAAAGAAAAAGCAUCAACACAGUGAAAUGGAAACAUUGGAGGAAAAAGAUGGUGAUAAAUUAACUGAAAGUAGAACAGUUGACAAAGUUAAUGAGCCUUUUUCUAUGGAGAACAAUCAGCAUGGUAAAGAUGAGGAAAAUAAAAUACCUGGGGAAAAAAUUCCAAUAAUGAGCAUUUCUUCUCCCAAGGAAAGUUCAGCACCCAUGCACCAUCUUUUAAAGGGCAAUGGUUCUUCCAUGCAUACAAAAGAUGCAAACAUACUUAAAAGUGUUAAAUGGAUUUCAGAGGAUCCUGGUAUCACUUCAUCUUUCGAAAAGGUGAAUUCCUUAACUGACAUCCCAUUCCAUGGUUGUGAUGACAGCAGUUUAAGUGAAUCAGAUCACAAGGAAAUAAGGCCUGCAAAGAAAACAUUGAAUGAAAAAAAUAAGGACAAAGUACAGAUGAAUGCAGAUGAUCUUGAUGACCUCACUCAGUCAUCUGAUACAGCUACAGAGGAUUAUGAUUUGCCUCCCUCAAACUAUAAGAAUGUUAUGUUAUUGAUUGAACAGCUUAGUCUUGAUUGUAAAGAUUCUAUUAGCCUUUUGAAAAUUCAAGAUGCAGUCCUUACAUAUAAACGAUCCAUAGAACUUAAAAAAGGACAUUGUACACUACUUGCAGGAAAAGUUAAGAGUUUAGAAAAAAAGAUUUCUGGACUACAAGAAGAAUUAUCAGAAACAAGAGAUAUUAAAUCACAAUUAGAGCAUCAAAAAGUAGAAUGGGAAAGAGAACUCUGUGGUCUCAGGUUUACACUGAAACAAGAAGAAGAAAAGCGAUUGAGUGCAGAAAUGCUAUUUGAAAAAAUUAAGGAACAAUUAAGAAGAAAAGAACAACAAUAUCGUAAAGAAGUGGAGCUAAAACAGCAACUUGAACUAACUCUUAGAACUCUGGACCUAGAACUGAGAACAGUAAGAAAUAAUUUGAAACAGGUUGAAGAAGAGCGAAAUGACACUCAAAGACAACUCUCUCGGGAGCAAAAUGCCAGAGCUUUGCAAGAUGGAAUUCUGAAUAAUCAUCUUUGGAAGCAGAAGGAAAUAGAAGCAGCUGCUUCCAAAAUGAUUCAGAGUUCUGAGGUUCCUGAUAGUCAUGAAAAAGAAAAAUAUCUGCUGCAUAAAAAUCAUACCCUACAGGAUGAAGUCACCACACUCAAGCUAGAACUAGACACAAUAAAAAUUAAGGAUCAGGAAAAAGAAACUCGAUAUACAGAAGAAAAUGAAGUUUUAAAAGAAAAGAAUGAUGAGCUUCAGAAGGAAUUAAAACUAAAUGAAGAAGCAUUAACAAAAACAAUAUUCCAGUACAGUGGACAAGUAAAUGUUCUGACAACUGAAAAUGCAAUGCUAAACUCUAAAUUGGAGAAUGAAAAACAAAACAGAGACAGACUAGAGACAGAAAUCGAAUCAUACCGUUCCCGUCUGACUAAUGCUAUUCGUGAUCAUGAACGAAGUCAGACAUCAAAACUAGACCUUGAGCAUACCUUUCAGCGAGAACGAGAUGAGUGGCUUCGUUUACAGGACAAACUAAAUUAUGACUUGUCUAAUCUAAGAGAUAACAAUGGUGUCCUUUCUCAAGAGCUUUCUAAAGCUGAAAGUAAAGCUAAUAGUUUAGAAAAUGAGCUAUACCUUGUACGUGAUUCCCUCAGAGAAAAGACACUAAUUUUAGAAAGCACACAGAGGGAAUUAAACCAGACCCAAUAUAAAGCAAAAGAACUCGAACACACAAAUCAAAUGACAAAGGAAAAACUGAACAAAUAUGUUGUCAAACAAGAAUCCAUCCAAGAACGAUUAGCCCAAAUCCAGAGUGAAAAUAUGUUGCUUCGACAACAGCUUGAAGAUGCCCAAAACAAAGGCAUCAUUAAAGAAAAGGUAGUAAGUGAUGUUCAGGUACAAUUUAGUGAUCUCUUCAAUAAACUUCAUGCCGAUACCAAAAAACAAGUUCUUUUGGUAGAAGACAGAAAUAAAGAGUUAAUCAAUGAAUGUAACCACUUAAGAGAGCAAAUAUGCAAAUAUGAAAAUGAGAAAGCAGAAAGAGAGGAUACAGUAAGAAAGCUUCAACAAGAACUUGCUGAUUCCCUAAAAAAACAAUCCAUGACAGAAGCUUCACUGGAGGUUACAUCACGUUAUCGAAAUGAUUUAGAAGUUAAAAAAGAACAACUACAGAAAGAAGUAAAUCAAAUCAAAAUUAAACUGCAAGAAUCUCAAGAACAGAACCUACAGUCACAGCGGUCUGCUAAUGAGCUAGAAGAUCAUAUACAAAAGCUUGAAAUUGAAAAUGCCAGAUUAGAAGCUACAGUAAAACAACAAGUGGGCAAAAUUGAAAAAAUUCAGGAAAACAUGCUGGAUUAUCCUUCACUUGAAACCGAAAGGGAAAAAUUAAAGAAACUCAUUGACUUAAAGCAGUCUCUGGAAAAUCGUCUAGAACAAGAGAUGAAGAGAAACAAUGAAUUACAGAAAGAUGUUAGUGGAUUUAAAAGACUGCUGAAAAUAACAAAAAAGAAAUUAAAAGAAUAUGAAAAAGAAGAUGUUGUUUACCAGGGCGGACUGAGGCGAACACAUUCUGAAAUGGAUAGACAAAUUAAUAGGUUAAAAAAUAAGAUUGAAGACCUUACACAACAAUUGGAAACAGCAUCUUCAAAAUGUAUACAGUUGGAAUCAACAAAUCGAAGUCUUCAAGAAGAGUUGUUUUCUAUGAAAGCCUUGCAAAAGAAAUGUGACAAGCUGGAAAGGAAUAAAAGACAAUUGGAAGAAGAUGUGGUUAACCUUAAACAUCAUUUAGAAAUUACUAAGCUAGAACACAAUCAAUUAAAACAAUAUAAACAUGAGAUUGAAGAACGAGCAAGGCAAGAGAUUGUAGAAAAACUAAAAGAAGUGAACCUAUUCUUACAGACACAAGCAGUAUCCCAAGAGAACUUAGAACAAUUAAGAGAAAAUAACAAUGCUUCAAUAAGAAACCAAAUGGAGCUUCGAAUUAGAGAUCUAGAAACCGAACUCUCCAAAAUGAAAAACUCACAUCAAGACUCUACGAAGGCAGAACUAGAGAGAUACAGACAGCUUUAUUCUGAAGAAUUAAAAGCCAGAAAAUCAUUGUCAAACAAAUUAGACAGAACUAAUGAGAAGCUAACUGAGGUGAGUGCCAAACUCCUGAAUGAAAAACAAAAGAGUAAAACUUUAAUGAACAGUUUUACUUCAAGUCCAGUUCUAGAGCCACCUCAUGUUGGGAAUCUUAAUACUAGCAUAGUCCUCAAUAGAAGUCUUCUUCCAAGAGGAAAUCUAAUGUAUUCUCCUGGAAACACAGUGUCUUCAAAAAACAGAGUAGAGGCCUACUUGACAAAGAUUCAUGAAAAGAUGCAGAAGGAGUUGGAACAAAGUAUAACUAGGGAACUUGAUGAAGCUACUGCUGAACUUGAAUCUAAAUCUUGUAGGGCUUCUCCAAUAGGAUCUACUGAUGAGUCCUCAAGAAAGCCAAAUGUGAAUCAGGAUCCUGUUUCCAAAGCAACUCAGGAAUACUUAGAGGUUUUAAAGAAAAAUUACAUGCUUUAAAGGAAGAAAUUAUGUGCAUUUAUGAAAUGAGCUAUGUUUACAUAAUAUUUAAUGGUUUUCCAUUAAAUGUACAAAUGUGAAAAAUUCUAAUGUAUUAGAAAAUGUGUCAUAAGUUUUAAUAUGUACUGUGUGUAUAUGUAUAUAGAAAUAUAUUUGUAUAGUUCUUUAUUAAAAGCUUUUUUCCUUUAUAUUUGUAACAUAUCCCCCCAAAAAAUUUUUAGGUGUUUCAGGUACUCUAGCAACCACUAAAUUGACUGUAAUACUUUAUAUAUCUUAAUAUCUAUCUUUGAAGGUUGUACUGUUUUCUAUUUAAUAUCAUAGUAUGCAGUCCUAAGCAUUUAGUAAAUUUAGGUAGAAUUAUUUUGAUAUUUGCUGCUAUUUCUACUAUCAGUAUUUGAAUUUUACUAUAUCAGUUAAAGGUGCCAUAAAAUUUAUAGAGUGUAUUUUACAUUGUCUUUUAACUUAUUUUAAAUUACAGUGGACGUAUUUUUUUCUUUUUCAACUUUAAUUAAAUGGAUUAAAUAGCAUUGUUUGUCUUGCAAGUUUUAUGAUAAUUAAAUGGAUUAAAUAGCAUUGUUUGUCUUGCAAGUUUUAUGAUAACAGUGCUUUUCUUUGUGAAGUCUCUAAUCCCAAAACCUAGGUUCAUUCAGAUCAUAAUUUUGCUAUAUAUUUUUUUUCUUAAGACUAUAUAAGGUUGGGGCAGCUAGGU